Messenger RNA from Neltuma alba, 2766 nucleotides. RefSeq names its product receptor-like protein 9DC3. Gene Ontology annotation, molecular function: protein binding. The record is from RefSeq and is a predicted model, not a curated record. The transcript has 2 exons. The coding region runs from base 1 to 2766 and encodes 921 amino acids. Lineage: Eukaryota; Viridiplantae; Streptophyta; Magnoliopsida; Fabales; Fabaceae.
AUGGCCUUUUCAAUUCUACUCUGUUUCGUUUUUCUUCUCCCUUCCCUUUCUUCUUCCUCUGAUCCAUUGUGUAAUCAUCUUGAUCACUCUGCACUUCUCCAAUUCAAGGAUCAAUUCACAGCCUCAUUUUUGUCAAAAACAAGAUCGUGGGGGAAUAGUUCAAAUUGCUGCUUGUGGGAUGGGGUCACAUGUGACCCUGUGUCUGGUCAAGUGAUUGGCCUUGAUCUUAGUUCAGGUUUUCUUCAAGGUCAACUCACUUCAAAUAGCACACUCUUUCAACUUGUUCAUCUUCAGACACUCAACUUGGCUUACAAUGAUUUUGAAGGGUCUUUGGUACCAUCUCAAUUCGGUGACCUUCCUAAUCUCACUCAUCUAAAUUUGAGCUCUUCUUUUUCCAAUGGUGAAAUUCCUCCCAGAAUCACACAAUUGUCUAAAUUAGUCUCUCUUGAUUUGUCUGUUACUUGGGGGAAUUUGAGACUUGAACAAUCCACAUGGGAACAACUCAUUUUAAACAUGACUGAUUUAAGAGAACUUGUCUUAGAUUAUGUGAACAUGUCUUCUGUUAUGCCAAGCUCCUUCUAUUUGUUUGUGAAUUCAUCAUCCCCUUUGGUUUCCCUUAGACUUAAAGAUACUAAGUUGCAGGGAAACAUCACAAGUGACAUUUUUCGUUUACAAAAUCUUCAAUGGCUGGAUUUGUCACUGAAUAAAAAUCUUAAAGGUCAACUUCCAAGGUCCAAUUGGAGCUCGCCUCUCUCAUCUCUGGAUCUUAGCCUCACAUCUUUCUCAGGAGGAAUAUUUGAUUCCAUAGGUGAUUUGAGGCAUCUUAAUAAUUUGAAUCUGGAAAGUUGUGGACUUGAAGGACCAAUUCCUCUGGGUUUCAGGAAUCUCACUCAUCUAACUCAUUUGAACCUUGGCUCAAACAAAUUGAGUGGUGAGAUUCAAUUCCUUUCAAACCUAAAGCUUCUCUCUUCCUUAAUCCUUAGUAAUAAUGAUUUUAGUGGACAAAUCCCAUCAUCACUUUCAAGUCUGAAACAUCUCAUUGUCAUAGAUUUUUCAGAAAAUAAUUUUAAUGGUGGAAUCACAAGUGUGUUUGGAGAGCUUAGCAACCUGGAGAGUUUAUCAAUUUCUAGAAACAACAUAAGAGGACAGCUUCCAUCUUUGUCUAAUCUAUCUCAACUCUCUUCUUUUGAUUGUAGCUUUAACAAAUUAGUUGGUCCAAUUCCAAAUGAAAUUUGCAAACUGUCUAAGUUGGUUGAGUUAGAAUUGUCUCAUAACUUGUUCAGUGGAACAAUUCCUUCUGGGUGUUAUUCUUCACCAUCUUUGAAAAGUUUGCAUCUUAAUGACAACCAUCUUACUGGGUCCAUUAGCCAAUUUUCAAGUUACUCAUUGAUGGAGUUUGAUCUUUCCAACAACAGGUUAGAAGGAAAUUUUCCAGAGUCAAUUUUUGGACUCACAAUUGAGCAUCUUUCAAUGAGAAAUAUCCAAAUUCUUGAUCUUGGUUUCAACAAGUUACAAGGAAAUCUACCAAUUCCACCAUUGGGUAUUAUCUCCUUUUCAGUUUCCAACAACAAAAUAAGUGGGCAAAUUUCAUCAUUGAUUUGCAAUGCAAGCUCACUUAUGAUACUCAACUUGUCUCACAACAAUUUGCCAGGCCCUAUUCCACAGUGCCUUGUGGCCGUCCUAUCCAUUUCUGAUCUAGACUUGCGGAACAAUGGCCUUACCGGAACUAUUCCUAACAAUUUUUCAAAGGACAGUGUGCUGCAAUCUUUGAAUCUCAAUAACAACAAACUUGAGGGACCAUUCCCUAGAUCCUUGGCUUAUUGUGAUCAACUUCAAAUUUUGGAUGUGGGAGAGAACCAGAUUGAGGACACGUUUCCCAAUUGGCUUGAAGCUCUACCAGAGUUACAGGUACUUGUUUUGAGAGAUAAUAAGCUGCAUGGAACUAUUACUAGUUCCAACGCCAAGCAUCCCUUUUGGAAGUUAAGGAUUUUUGACAUUUCCAGCAACCAUUUCAGUGGGUCUUUGCCAGCAACAUACAUCAAAGAAUUUAAAGGAAUGGUGAAGGUAGACAGUGUUGAAACAACAUCUCUGUACAUGGAAAGUAGAAAUGAUCUCUUAUAUCAGUAUUCAGUGAAGAUCAAUAUGAAAGGUAAUGCCAUGGAGCUUGAAAAGAUCUUGAAAAUAUUAACUACUCUUGACUUGUCAAGUAAUAAAUUUGAUGGAGAGAUUCCAAAAGUGAUUGGAGAGUUAUAUUCACUGAAAGGACUGAAUUUCUCCCACAAUGGAAUCACAGGUUCUAUUCCUCAAUCAAUGGGGAAUUUGACAAAUGUUGAAUGGUUAGAUUUAUCAUGGAACAAGCUUGUAGGUGAGAUUCCUCCAACAUUGACGAAUCUCAACUUUUUGGCUAUUUUGAACCUUUCAUGGAACCAGCUUGAGGGAAUCAUACCAAGAGGUAAGCAAUUUGACACAUUCUUAGAAGAUUCAUAUGAAGGAAAUUCAAGAUUGUGUGGAGUUCCAUUGACAAAAAGUUGCAGCAAGGAUGAAGGAAAACUACCACAGCCAUCUUCAUCAACAUUCUUUGAGUUUGGUUGGAAACCAGUAGCCAUUGGAUAUGGAUGUGGGAUGAUAUUUGGAAUUUUCAUGGGAUAUCUUGUAUUCUUAAUUGGAAAACCUCAGUGGCUGGUCAGAACUUUUGGAGGUCAAAUUAAGAAACAAAGAAAAAAGGCCAGAAACAGAGUUUGUGCAAAUCGAGGAAGAACGAAUUAG